UGACGUAAGACAGGAAGAAGAUGGAAAAGAGAAGAUAACACAAGAUCCCUUUAACUCUGACAGAUGGACAGAAUGUUGGUCUGAAGGGGGACAAACAAAACACCAGUUUUUGGACAGUGACACAAGUUGUGUGGAGAACAGUGAUCAAUCUGAAAAGGUCAUAGGUCACGUACAACGAUUGUCUCCUUGUUUGGAGGUGUUCUCGGUGGAAUUAGCUCAAGAAGUGAGUGACAGUAUCCAUAGUAAUGACCCAUUUAACAUGCCCGAUGACCUCAUUCGAAAUGUGGCUGAUCUAGCUCGGACCUGUUUCCAGGCUGGUUGUUAUGGAAAUGUGUCAGUAUAUUCUAAACCUUCGACAACUAAAGUUGAUAAUGUUAUUGAUCAAAGUCAGUCAGACUCUCUGAGAAUCAAAGAUAUGUCUGUACAACAGACCGAAGAAGAUGGAGUUCUUACUACUCCUAAACAACACAUCUCAUUUGGAAAUCCAGGGGACCAGGAUCGGCCUGGUGUUGUAGUAGAUGAUAUUAACAGACAGGAAUCACCUGUAAGUGAGGAUGAAGAUGUUUGUACAUUUAUACAGAAUUAUUGUUUUCUACUUGACUUGUGUAGAGUAAAGGAAAAGUUACAUAGUUACCAUGGAAACCUGUUCCAGUUUUGGUGUACCUACAUCAAGUGUUUACAAGAGUUUUACAAGAAAGACAUAUUUUUUGUGAAGUUGAUGAAUAAAGAGGUCCAUUAUGCGGUAGACAUAUUGAAGACUGGAGGCUACAGUGCAGAGAAAAUGCUUUCCUGUGUAACCAAGCUUUUUGAGGAGAACCUACACCAAGCCCUGGAGAUUUGUCAGGAUAGUAUCCACAUACAGCCCCUUGAUGUUUACUACAUGUGUCAGUACCACAGUCAGUCUGUCAGCCAGUAUUUCUCUCCCUACAUGUACACCAGGGUCAACGACGUCAUGACAACUAACAGGCAAUGUGAUUCGGUAUACGGUCAUCCCCUCAUUCGCCUCAAGUGGCUGGAGAUGAUGUUAGUGGAGAACAGACCAACUGUCGACCUGACUGGGAAGGACAACGCCCCAAGGCCAGGAAGUCAUUUAGCAGAUUGGAAAAAACCUGAAUUCAUUCUCCAUGUCCUAAAUUCGGCAGCAGAUGAUCGGGAGAAAGAGGAUUUUCUUGAGCUAGUACAGUCUUCAGGAUUUUGGCUGGGUUACCUUCAGUUGCUACAACAACUACAAAGACGAGAAGAAGUACUAACAACAGUUGUACACUUGGGGGAUAUCAACCUGUUUGGUGGCAGAUAUAACUAUUUGCCCGAGACUAAGCAGGAAUGGACAUUUGUGGUUAAGUAUUUACACAAACAAUACAAGUCCCAGCGGUCUGGUCUCAUCACUGGUGAGACAUCAUGUAAACAGGACCAGAUGUGUACAGGUGACGUUACAAAGGACAGCUCUGAUAAACUUACUACUCAUCUGAAAGGCUCAGGGAAAGUGUCAAAACAGGAUUGUGAGGAUCAAGAUUUAGGAAUAAUGAAGAAAUCGGUUGGAAUAAAUGAGUCUGUAGCAGACACAAGUAUAGGUAGCCCUGGAAACCUAUCUUAUAUUUCCUGGGAUGACUUUGCUUCACUGAUGUUGUGUCACCUAGGACCUGUUGCUACGGUUACCAUUCUCCAAGAAUGUGACUUACAGAAAGGACAAAUGUCUUCCUAUUUCCACCAGUCGGCCCUGAUAACCAUGUUACUAGAUCGAACAAAAAGAAACGUGACACAUAACCUCCUAGAGAAGCUAGACUCCUACCUGUGGGCCAAGAAACCAACUACCUUAAUGCCUGAGCUGCGGUACUCAGUGAUGCAGGAGAAAAUGGCUAAAGGUGCCUCUCUGUCUACCUCACAAAGAGACAAAGAUAGUUUGAUCGCUUACAUGCCAGAAGCUGUCCAGCCAUGUGAGAGAUAUCAGGAGGACACAGAAUGUCACUGGGGCAUCAGUACCAAGAUGACCAGGACGUGUAUGUGUUGUAACCUAUCUCUGACUGAGGCAGUUUCCCACGUGGAGCCAGGUGUCCUCUCGUUCCAGUGUGGCCAUGUGUUCCACCGACUUUGUGUUCCUGAGAAGACGUGUCUCCUGUGUGGCCUUCCUUCUCGACAACAGCUUACACAUGUGUAACUCAAUACUGAACAUGUGUGACCAGCUAAGUUUUUAUAUCCUGUUUUGAUAAUAUAACUCUGGAUAUCUGACCUAUGAAGAUUUUGUACUGGAUAUCUGACCUAUGAAGAUUUUGUACUGGAUAUCUGACAUAUGAAGAUUUUGUACGUGUCCAGUUUUGAUACAUGUAAAUCUGGAUAUCUGACCUAUGAAGAUUUUGUACUGGAUAUCUGACCUAUGGAGAUUUUGUAUGUGUCCUGUUUUGAUACAUGUAGCUGUGGAUUUCUGACCUAUGAAGAUUUUGUACCUGUCCUGUUUUGAUACAUGUAGCUCCGCAUUUCUCCUGUUAAUGCAUGCAAGUCUGAUAUCUGACCAUAGAUACUUUGUACGUGUCAUGAUAUAGGACCUGCUGUGAUGUUUCACAUCUUAACGGCAUUGGUAUAUAUAUCUGUGUUAAGAUAGCAGCUAAUUAAACAGACAACAGGGUAUUGUCUCUUUACAUUCCAGUUUGAUAUCCAAACAACGUACAAAGUAUGUAGCUUUCUUUGUAGAUGGUAUAUGUAUGUAAACGUACUUGUUUUCUCCUGUUUGUUUCUGACAACUGUAAUCCCUUUGUGAAUCUUCUUCUGACAAUCAGUGAACCAGUUGGUGAACUCCAGGAUAUAAUCAAAAUAAAACGCAGCAUACGAUAUGUAGAUGUGAAACAGUUUGAAUACUGAAGAGUUUUGUGAAAUCCGAACGUAUUUCAAAUUUUUUGACAUCAUCUAACAUCAUAACGAUAUUUAUUUUUAACACCCCUUGACACUUUAAGUGUAAGAUCUCAUUAGGUCCAUGAUUUAGUUUCGUAAGAAUUGUGUAUGAUUUUAUUUAGAAUUGUAAUGGUUAUAAUAAUAUGAUAUUACAGGUUAGGAACAAUAUCAUCACUUGUGUCUGUAUAUGAAAUAAAAUCUCCACUUACACAGUUACCUCUAUCACUCUUAAUGACCGGUGUGUGUAAUUUUCUCAUGCAUACAUUAUUGUACGCGAUAACCAUGUAUGCACUAUAUCUCAUGAAUUCCUAAAGAGAUUUUAAUUCAUAUUCACGUCAUAGCAUCAGGAUUCACACAUCAAUGUCUACAUAUGAUAAGAUUUCGAUGGGCAUUGGUCAACGACAAAUGUUUCACUUGACCAAUUUUAAAAUAAAAACCUGGUGUACAAGAUAUAUUAAGAACGCAUUGACGUUUUCAUUGAUGAGGAGUUAGAGGUAUAUCCCACUUGAAUGUCUUAGUAAUCAUUAGGCCUUUUGGUGCAACUCCAUAUGAAGAAGGUAUAUAUUAAAUACCUGAUCAAUGCUCAACACCUAAAGCAUUUCAUUGAUGGCAAUGACAAAGUCAACCAAUUAUCAAAUAUAUAUUUAAUUUAUUGAUAACUAUCUUAUGACCAAAUUCUUAUUUAAUAAGGCAAAAUAAUUGUAUCUUGUGUGUUUGUACUAUGUACAUUUUGAUAAUAAUAUAUUGUUUAUAGACUGUAACGUGUUAAAUGCUGUGAUAUAUCUGUCUUCCCCGUGAUUGAUGGAACAAAUUGUGAUAUAAGGUAUGUUUUGAAUGUAACGUUGAUGUACAAAUUAUAUUUUUCUGUGUGCCUGAAAACAAUAUUUUGCCAUAUAAUAAUGGCAAAACACUUAUGAUAGUGAAUUUAAUUACAAAGGAUAAUAAUCAUAGUGAUUUAAUGUGAGAUUAACACAAGGUAAACUGGGUUUAACUUUUGAAAUGGAAAUGCUUGAUAGAUAGCCAUUUUCUUGGUGUAUGCAAGAAGUAUGCAUGGGGCUAUUAGUCAGAAUUAUUACGACGUUUUAUCGGCUUUUUAUAUCGAUAAAUCAACACCAGACAGGUUAAUAAACAUUAGAAUAAUUCAGACUACUAGUCUAUACGUGUGUCUGUUAAAGCUAGGCUAGCUACAGCAGCUGUAUUAUUGAGCACCUGUGCAAAUGUCUGUGUAUAUCUUACUGAUGCGAAUGUCUAUACAUUCAUGGUGUACCACAGGUAGCAACGUGCAAUAUACAAAAAUCGAGAAAUUUAAAGCUAUCGUGUAUUUUUCUCAAAAACGAUUUUAUUUAUAAAUUUUCCUGUGGUUAGACACGCGCCUACUUGUAUAAACAUUGUAUAAAUAAAAUAUACAGAUGAAUAAAUACUAAAACAUA
Molecule: messenger RNA, 4313 nt
Organism: Pecten maximus
Lineage: Eukaryota; Metazoa; Mollusca; Bivalvia; Pectinida; Pectinidae
Product: Hermansky-Pudlak syndrome 5 protein-like
Exons: 12
Coding region: 260-2155 (631 amino acids)
Biological process (GO): developmental pigmentation
Cellular component (GO): cytoplasm
Source: RefSeq, a predicted model, not a curated record